AAUAGGGCCUCUGCGCCCGGCCAGGAAAGAGGCUGCCCUGGUUUUGGGGACAGAACAGAAGGUCCCGGUCUGGUCUUAGGGACAGAAGCAGGAGGUCUUUGUGUUGGGAGCUGACGCAGAAGGUGCUGGUCUUGGGGGCAGACGCAGAAGGGCCCACAGACGCGCGAUGAGUCCCGCAGGCCUGGGCCUCAGGGCCGCCGUGCUCUGCCUGUUGGCCUGGGCCGGCCUGCCCGCUGCCGACCGGCUCUACAUCCACCCCUUCCACAUGCUGGUCUACAGCAAGAGCAGCUGCGAGCAGCUGGAGAAGCCCAGCGGGGAGGCGCCCCCGGACCCCACCUUCACGCCUGUCCCCAUCCAGGCCAAGACGUCCCCGGUGGACGAGGAGGCCCUGCGGGAGCAGCUGGUGCUGGCCACCCAGAAGCUCCAGGGCGAGGACAAGAUGCGGGUGGCCACGGUGGGCAUGCUCCUUAACUUCAUGGGCUUCCGCAUGUACAAGACGCUGACCGAGACACAGGCCGCGGCCGGCGGGGCCGUCUUCUCCCCGACGGCGCUCUUCGGCACCCUGACCUCCUUCUACCUGGGGGCCCUGGACCCCACGGCGGGCCGGCUGCAGGCGUUCCUGGGGGUCCCUGGGGAGGACCAGAGCUGCACCUCCCGGCUGGACGGCCACAAGGUCCUGUCCGCCCUGCAGACCAUCCAGGGCCUCCUGGUCCAGCAGGGCGGGGCCGGCGGCCAGGCCCGGCUGCUGCUGUCCACGGUGCUGGGCCUGUUCACAGCCCCCGGCCUGCGCCUGAAGCAGCCUUUCGUGGGGGGCCUGGUUCCCUUCGCCCCCGUCACCCUCCCGCGCUCUCUCGACCUGUCCACCGACCCCCAGCUGGCCGCUGAGAAGAUCAACAGGUUCAUGCAGGCCGUGACCGGCUGGAAAAUGGGCAGCCCCCUGCAGGAGGUCAGCCCCGACAGCCACCUCAUCUUCAACGCCCAGGUCCACUUCCGAGGACAGAUGAAGGGCUUCUCGCUGCUGGCGGGGCCGCGGGAGUUCUGGGUGGACAACGCCACCUCCGUGGCCGUCCCCAUGCUGUCGGGCACGGGCACCUUCCCGCACUGGAGCGACCCCCAGAGGAACCUGUCGCUGACCCGCGUGCCGCUCAGCGCCAACGUGGGCCUGCUGCUCAUCCAGCCGCACGACGCCACGGCCCUGCCGGAGGUGGAGGCCCUCACCUUCCAGCACGACCUCCUGACUUGGACCAAGAACCUGGCUCCCCGGGCCAUGCGCCUGACGAUGCCACAGCUGGCGCUGCGAGGCUCCUACGACCUGCAGGACCUGCUGGCCCAGGCCAAGCUGGCCACCCUGCUGGGCGCCGAGGCGAACCUGGGCAGGAUCAGCGAGGGCAGCCUCCGAGUCGGGCAGGUGCUGAACAGCGUCCUGUUUGAGCUCAAAGCAGAGAAGGGGGAGCAGCCCACGGAGCCAGCCCCGCAGCCGACGGGGCCCGAGGCCCUAGAGGUGACCCUGAACCGGCCGUUCCUGUUCGCCGUCCAGGAUCAAGACUCCACGGCCCUGCACUUCCUGGGCCGCGUGGCUAACCCGCUGAGCGCGGCGUGAGGCCGGCCACGGGCACGGGCCCGCAGCCACCGCCCCGGCCCCCAGCAGCAGCGUUUGUCAACCCUGUCUUCCCCUUUGUCUUCCCCCGAGCCAGCUGGGAGCCGAGAGCAGCCUUUCUCUGGGGCGGUGGGCGCAGCAGCCUCCAGGCCUCAGGUUUGGGGGGAGCUGGGGGGUAUAGGGGGGCAGGGGGCCUAAGAACCAGCGUUCAGCUCAGGGCGGCUGUUCCGGAGAGUUUGCACAGACCGGCCUGCGUGUGAAAGCGAUCAUCGCUUCCUCUUUCACUGGGAACGGAAACUGGGCUUUUACAGUAAGACCCCCGCCCUCCGCGGCCCUGGGUGUGUGUGCAGCGUGUGGAAGGGGAGCCCGCGACCUGCACGCACGCACCACACGCCCGCAUUCUUCUUGGUUUCCCCGUUUUUCUCUCCCACGUGCGUGUGGGUUUUGGAAAACACAUGCGCCU
Messenger RNA from Myotis daubentonii (Daubenton's bat), 2060 nucleotides. RefSeq names its product angiotensinogen (gene AGT). NCBI's taxonomy places the organism in Eukaryota, Metazoa, Chordata, Mammalia, Chiroptera, Vespertilionidae. Gene Ontology annotation, molecular function: serine-type endopeptidase inhibitor activity. Gene Ontology annotation, biological process: regulation of apoptotic process; regulation of systemic arterial blood pressure by renin-angiotensin. The record is from RefSeq and is a predicted model, not a curated record.